Molecule: messenger RNA, 6405 nt
Organism: Antechinus flavipes (yellow-footed antechinus)
Lineage: Eukaryota; Metazoa; Chordata; Mammalia; Dasyuromorphia; Dasyuridae
Gene: ZDHHC23
Product: zinc finger DHHC-type palmitoyltransferase 23
Exons: 4
Coding region: 108-1412 (434 amino acids)
Biological process (GO): protein targeting to membrane; peptidyl-L-cysteine S-palmitoylation
Cellular component (GO): endoplasmic reticulum; Golgi apparatus
Molecular function (GO): protein-cysteine S-palmitoyltransferase activity
Source: RefSeq, a predicted model, not a curated record
UGUCAGGUGUAUAUACCUAGGAUAGUGAUUGUUUUGACUAGAAGGUAUACUCAGUUGUACUCUUUCCUCAUAGAGGGCCCUUCCCCUCAUGUUGACAGGGCCUGGUCAUGGCACCGAAGGUGAAUAGGAAAACUGUAAAGAAAAAGAAAACAGAAGAGCCGGAGUUGGAACCUCUUUGCUGCUGUGAAUACAUAGAUCGAAAUGGGAAAAAGAACCAUCUGGUUGCUAGUUUUUGUGAUUGUCAAGAUCUUGAUGAAGGUUGUGAAAGGUGGAUUACAUGCAAAUCCUUGCACCCAGAGACUUUUGAGAGAAUCAUGGACACAAUAUCAGAUCGAUUCCGAAUUCCCUGGCUUAGGGGGGCCAAAAAGGUCAAUAUUAGCAUUAUCCCACCGCUUAUUCUCCUGCCACUUUUUCUCCAUGUAGCUUCUUGGCAUCUUCUGUUGGGCAUUAUCAUCUUGACCUCCCUUCCUGCCCUGACACUGGGGUAUUACUACCUCACCCACAGGAGGAAAGACCGGACCCUGUUUUUUCUGAGCUUGGGGCUAUUCUCCUUGGGUUACAUGUACUACGUGUUCCUUAAAGAAGUGGCCCCCAAAGGCCGGGUGGGACAUGGGCAGCUGGUUAUUCUCACUUGUGGAUUAUUUCUAAUACUCAUAGCCCUACGUCAAGCCAAGAAGAAUCCUGGCUACCUCAAAAGUCCAGUACAAAAUGGCAGCCUUCCAAACAGCAGCCCAGUUGAUUUAUUAAACAGAAAAGGGCAGGAGAAAGUAAAAGGAUAUCCUGGAGAUUCACUGGGCAAUAUCAACAAUCGAAUAGCAAAGGAUGACCCCAAGACCUAUUCUAGGACAUCGAUUGAGAGCCCCAACAAAGUGAAGGAAGACUGGUGCGCCAAGUGCCAGUUGAUAAGGCCAGCCCGGGCAUGGCAUUGUCGGAUUUGUGGAGUGUGUGUGAGAAGAAUGGACCAUCAUUGCAUCUGGAUAAAUAGUUGUGUUGGAGAAUCCAAUCAUCAAGCAUUCAUCCUUGCACUGUCAAUCUUCUUAGUCACCUCUGUGUAUGGGAUUACCCUGGCCUUGGACACCAUCUGUAGAGACAGAAGCAUCUUCACAGCUCUUUUCUACUGCCCAGGAGUUUACACAAACUACAGCACUGCUCUCUCCUUUACCUGUGUAUGGUACUCUGUGAUCAUAACAGCGGGCAUGGCCUAUAUUUUCCUGAUCCAACUGAUAAACAUCAGUUACAAUGUGACUGAGAGGGAGGUUCAGCAAGCCCUCCGGGAGAAGACUGGGCGCCGACUCCUCUGUGGGCUGAUCGUGGACACAGGCCAGUAUAACCGGGGCUUCCUACGGAACUGGCAUCAGUUUUCCACCCUGGGCACACGCACACUCCACCCCCCUGCCGAGGACAUUGUCUGAAAUGCCUUCUGUGCCGGUCUCGGGUGGGGAUGGUGCCUCUGGGAUCGCACUUAACUCUUUGGUGUCCUUUGCAGGCUUCUCAUUCUAACACCAGUUUCUGCUCUUGGAGGCCAAGUUCAGGUUUUUGAGAGUAUAACAGAAAGAAGUUAAAUACCUUCCUAACCUCACAAUUUAGAGAUUUUUAUAUUCAAAUAGUGAAAGAGCCAUUCAUUUCCAAGCACCUCCCUAAUGAAUUCUCCAUCGCCAAGAACUGAAAAUGAUAGAGAUUGAGGAGUACAGACAAAAAAAAGUAAAUUUUCACCCAUUAAAUGAAAACUAUUUCAUAAUCCAGGGUGAUGUAUUGACAAAUCCUAAGAAUUAAGGGUGAGCCAAUGGAGGAUGAUUUGUAUAUAGUGAAUAUGCAAGAAUUUAUUUGCAUAGGGACAAAGAAGUUAAAAAGUGACCACUAAUUUUCACAUUUCUGAGUGGAAAGUGAUUGCAAAUUUAUCUCCUGGUAUUCCAGAGAGCACAGUUUUCCAGGGAUAAUUAUAUAGUAAUUAUCACUUUAUAAAGUACAAGGCAUUAGAAAGCAGGGUAGAGACUUAGAUGAACUAGGGGCUUAAUCUAAAUGCUACACAUCUAAUUGAAAAGGAAGGACAAUCAAAUAUAAUUAUAAAGACAAUUGUUACAGUCAAUAUUAUGUAUAGCAGUAAUUUUUAAGUAAAAUUUUAAUUUAAGAACUUUAAUGCGUGUGUGAGUGUGUGUAUGUAUGUGUGUUUGUGUGUGUGAGUAUUUUUCUAGCUAAGAAUGUAUUUGUUUAAUAUAAAUAACAAUAAUAGGAAUUCAAGAUUUCCAUGGUUCACCUGGUAAGGUGUUAGCACAAGAUUGUGAUGAUUUCCACAAAAGGAGAAGUACUUGCUUCUGUCUGUGGGGUGACUAAUACCAAGAGCUUAAUUUUUUUUUCCAAUCUAAGUAUUUAAAAAGUUAACAAUUUUUAGCACAACAUUACAGGACCCAUGUAUUAAUACUCCACCUGUUAUUCCAGCAUGACUCUCCUUUUGGGAAGUUAAUUCCACUCUUAAUGUUGUUUUCCAUUUACCCUUUUUACAUCUUUUCCAUAUCUAGAGAAGAGAAGAAAACAGGGUAUAUACUAUUUCCUCUAAUGAGUGAAUUAAUGCUUCUUCCUGGUUGUUUCCCAAAAUGCCACUUACUUGCACUUAAGAAAAUUAAGAUGGUUAAAACAAAUAGCAUUUCUGCAGAAGGGAUUAUUCAGUAUUAGAAAUAUGAUGUAGAAAUCAGAUGAUUCAAUUUGGGGGAGGGAAUAAUACUCUUGGGAAUAUUUGAUGUCAUGGAUACAACCUUUUUGUAAGCCCAAAGAUAACCAGUAACUCCUUAAAGAUGACUUUGUUUACAGCCAGUGAAGGGAAAAUACUGCCACCUUUUUUAGUCUUUCUAUGAAUGUUACUUUAGAGAGUUUUUAGUAUAUCUGUCUCCAUAAACUGUACAUAAGUCAGUAAUUCCUAUAACUUUCAUCUGCAACUAUGUCUGUCCCUGGUCUCUCGGUGUUAGCUGACAGUUUUUAGCUCAUUAAAACAACCAGAUUUCACACAGGCCUGUAACUUGACUCCUGGUGAGAAAUUGCUUCCUGUGGCAACUGACUAUAGUUGUUUAUUUAACAGUGGUAAAAGAGAAGUCCCAUUGGGAUAAGUACAGGAAGGCAGCAUUGGGGAACUUAGCUGCAGCUAUAAUUCCCAAAUACAUAAUCUCUUCCUUGGUCAAGUGUGCCAGGGAGGGAAAAGAUGUUUUAUACAUCUUAGAAACUUUUAAGAUUUGAAGCCAGUUGUCUAUACAAUUUUUUUUUAAUAAAGAAAAAUGGAUUUUGUUAUUUACCACUUCUCUUGAGUGCCAGAUAUAUGGUAUAGUUCCUUAUUUAAGUCCACAAAUUGUAUUUUCUUACUAGUUAUCUUAUUGGAACUGUUAAUGGGCAAGUUUUUCCUUAUUAUAUUCUUGCAAAGGUGAAAAUAAACUGCAAUAUGACUAAAGGCAGUUGUAAUUCAAAAGGUAUGCAUCAGUCCUUUAGACCGGAAACUGACAUUCACAUAUUUAAAAAAUAUAGUUUCAUCUUCUAUAAAGCUAGAAUCCUUCCACUUGGGAAGGAGCUGCUUCCUUGAUGUUACUCUGUCUUUUUGGCAUUCACUAAGUAGAGAUGUGGCAUUUCACCCCCUCUCAUUAGAUCAUUGAUUAUUGGCAUUUGAGGAUUUGGGAGUUUUGGAUCAGCAAUUUCUAAAAAAUCAGCAAAAAAUAUAAAAAUUUAUUCAAAUUUGAGUUAAAAUGUUGACAUGUCUGUUUAUUCCUAUUAAUCAGCCAUUCAGGAGGGUGUCCAGUAAUUAUAGUAUUUACAUUAAUUUAUAAGCAGGCAUAUGCAGGGAUCCCUAUUUGGUCUAGAGCUGUAUGUAGGAAAUUUUCUGUUUUAAGUUUAGAUGAGAAGUUCUUCUAUAGCAGUUUCCUAGAUGUAUUUUUAGCAACCUUAAGAGCCAAGUAGCUACUCUCUGUAGUAGUAAUCCCAUUUAAUAGAUGAAGAUACUGGGACUCUUUUAGAAGUUGUGACUUCUCUAUUAGCCACUCAGCUGAAAUUGCAAUUGAAACCACGACUUUGAACAUCCAGUGCUCUUUCCACUAAAUAACACUGCCUCUCACCACCAUGAUGGCCUAAGGAAAAUUCAGAAAUUCUGAAAACCACAUGAUACAAAAACGAACUUUGGAUCCUCUUUAUAGUUUUAUCAAGAACCCAUAGAGUAUUUUUCCCAUAUGGGAAAAAUCCACUUAUUCCAGGGCACUCUAGACUGAGGCCUUGGACCUCUUAUGUAGUUCCAGACUAGAAAAGGUCAUGUCUCACUUUAAUCCAGACUCACAAUCAGUGAUAGUCCCAUAGUCCAGUGACUAUAAGCAAUAGAUAUGAAGCAUAAUUAAUAAUUUCCUUUCCUUUUUUAACUCUUAAGGAAAAUAAUGCCAUGUAAAUGUGCCCUUAAAAGUCUCAUGUAGUCAUGCUGCUGUCCCAGAGAAAGGAAGAGAAAACAAAAUCAGCUAGGAUUUAGAGGAGGAAUUUAGUAAGAACUGUGAAAAGCCCAAUAAAAUAAAGUAAAUGUGAUGCACAGGAAGCACUUUGUGCUUUAUUAAGCUUUAUUAAGGGCCUACUCUAAUAAUGCACUAUUAGCAACAUAAUUUCUUUCCGUUUUCUGGGUGCCCUUGAUGAGAAAGUAUAACUAUGGGUAUGUUUGUUGGAGAUAUUUUGCCUUUAACUAUGCUGAUUGUUUUUUUUAAUUGUGAUAUUUGUAUUUUUUUGGUAGAAAUUCAAUGUUUUAUAAAUCUGGAUCCUACUUCAUGAAAACCAUUUUAUUUUUCUUACCAUACUGUAUGUAACAGUGGUGCUUUCUCAUUGUGAUCUGAUUAUGGUCUCUUUGAUCAAAUGCAAAAAAGAAAAAUUGUGUCUUUUUUACUUCUGUAGUCCCAAGGACAUUAAUAUUGCUUGCAAGGAAGAAUAUUCCUUUGGGAACGGGGGAAGGGGAGGGAGAGGGUAGAGAAGUUCCAGUGCCAGAAAAUGCAAAGCCAGUGAUCUGCCAACAGAUCACUCUGGGGAGGCAGGGAGCUCACCUUCUCUUGUGUGUGUGUGCAAUUCAUAAAAAUAGAAAAUGUGAUCUAGAAGCACAUUUUCUAAUAGAAUGUUUUUUCUUCUUCUGUGAGGUUUCCAGGCUUCUUGAGUUUAGACAAAUUAAAUAGGUUUAAAUGGUCUUAAUUCACUUUUAGCCAUAAGUUACUACUUAAGAGUCAGAGAACUGGAUAAUUUCACAAGACAAGCAAUGGAUUAUAAAAAGCCUUUCACUUCAGAUUACUGUUUGAAAUCCAGUUUGCCUUUUUAAUGUGUUUCUGUAUAAUGCCUAUUCUUGUAGAGUAUAAGCAGCUUAUUAACAUGUGCCAUUUUAGUUAAAAAAAAAAAAAACAAAACACAAAGGGGGUGGGGAAAAAGGAAGAUAGCCAUGUCAAGCUUAUUGCUGAUUGAAAUGCACUCCUACCUUGUAGAUGUUUACUGUGACUAAUGUGAAACGAGCUGCUGGAUUCAUCUUUAUUCCCAAUGGAUAGUUAGUUGUCACUAUUGCAGCCCAGCUCCUAGUGGGCAACUAUCCACAUUUCAGUGGGUACUAUGAGUUUUAGCAGUAUUCAGUCAACAAACAUUUACUAAGCACUCACUAUGUGCCCAGCACUGUGCUAAGCACUGCUGUAGUAUCCACAAGAGGCCAAAGACUAAAUGGCUAAUGGGGUAGCUUUCUUUGAGAGCUGGUGCCUACCAGUCAGGCUUGAGGCAUAUUAUGCGAGUUUGUUUUUUUUUUUUUCCCUUAAGUUUAACAAGCAUUUAUUAAGCGCCUACUCUAUGCAAGGCCCUCCCCUUGCAUAUCCUAAACCUGUACUGUGGUACCUUUCACCUAUAACCAUUUCAUGUUGUAAAGGAAAAAAAUAAAAGUUUUACAACCAGAGAUAGAGCCUAUUGUGGAAGUAAAUUGUAUGGUCUUCAAAGAAAAAAAUGUCUGAUCAUCCUUUGAAGCCACGGAAAGAUGUAAUAUCACAUUGCUUGCAAAUGCCAUCAGUUGUGAUCUAGUACAGUGGGUGUCGGACUGCUUUAGUUGGUGUGACUGUUGAGCCCUUUCAUGUAAAGAUUACCUUCCUGGUUCUGAUUGUUGACUUCAGACUGAAGGAAAGCCAGGAAUUUUCCAUUUUAACAAACAGGUGAACAUAUGCAGAAUUAAGCCUCACUUGCUCAUGCUGUGGAAGCUGUGUACUAUGUACAAUUUGCACUGGUUUUUUUUUUUUUUUAAUAUUUCUUGUAUUGAUAUGAUUUUAUCACCUCAGAUACAGAGCCUUUAAAUGAUGAUUUCAAAAAUAACUGCCAUUUAUGUAAAAUACUGUUGUGUUGUGACCAAAUUGUUUAAGUGGAAAUAAAGUUUUCUUAAAAGGAAAAGAA